UGUCCAUUGAACUUGACCUUCGCAGUGAGAAAAUCAGUGAUAUUCGAAAAUGGUGACACGUGUUUUAAUUCUCGCUCUAGUAGCCGGCCUGUUCAGCAAUGUGUCUGGAGAAUGCCGCCGAAGGUAUUAUGAAUGCGAUGAUGGUGGUUGCGUAAGGGAAAACUUAAGAUGUGAUGGUACUAACCAUUGUGCCGACGAAUCGGAUGAAACUGACUGCGGACAGAUAUGUAACGAAUGCACCUACCAAUACGACGAGGAUUACCCUGACUACUUUGGCUGUCCCAGUUACGCCCGUCCUAAUUAUUGCUACAAAGAUGAAAUCUGCUCCACUGUAUACACCAAGACAUCCAGUGGUACAACUAUCGAACAAGGAUGCAUGAAAAGCACGGACUGCAACACGGCAACUGGAAAUAACGACGCCAGCUGUGCUGAAGGUAAUCCCAUUGCUGGUGACGAUGGAACAACUUGUACAUUCUGUUGUGAUGCCGUGUACUGCAAUGAUGAAUAGGUUUUGUGCAAUCGUUGCAUUUCGAAUGUUUAGCUAUGUAUUAUAGUUAACGACAUUUAAAUAAAUCCAUGCAUAUAUUUGUGCGUCAAAAUAGA
This is a messenger RNA of Saccoglossus kowalevskii, 603 nucleotides long. RefSeq lists its product as uncharacterized. The record is from RefSeq and is a predicted model, not a curated record. Gene Ontology annotation, molecular function: protein binding. Lineage: Eukaryota; Metazoa; Hemichordata; Enteropneusta; Harrimaniidae.